Saccostrea cuccullata (small rock oyster) is the source of this 1939-nucleotide messenger RNA. RefSeq lists its product as uncharacterized. The transcript is spliced from 4 exons. NCBI's taxonomy places the organism in Eukaryota, Metazoa, Mollusca, Bivalvia, Ostreida, Ostreidae. The coding region runs from base 20 to 1669 and encodes 549 amino acids. Gene Ontology annotation, cellular component: mitochondrion; mitochondrial large ribosomal subunit; ribosome. Gene Ontology annotation, biological process: translation. Gene Ontology annotation, molecular function: structural constituent of ribosome. The record is from RefSeq and is a predicted model, not a curated record.
GCUCGAUAUUUUCAAUAUCAUGGCCACCAUGUGGUCAAGAAAACUAUCAAGGUUACAAAAAAAUACGACCUGCUUUCGAAGAAUUGCUCUCAGGGGUGUUUCCAUAGCAUCUUUAGAAGAACAUAACUCUGAAGAUGAAAAGGCAACUUAUCCAUUCAUCAAACCUCGCAUACCUCCGGGGAAAUGGGGUGACAUGGAGCCGAGAGUGGCAUGGGAAUGGUAUGAUUGUAGACAAGAAUUUAUGAUGUUGCCAACAAUAGAAGAAAGGAUACGCCUUAUGGAUACAAAAUACUGCGAAGACAAAUACUGUUAUAAAUACUGGAAUUAUCCCUUAUUGAACAGAACCCCAGGAAAUUUGAAAUAUCAACAAAUCAUGACAAAAACUGUUUUGGAAGAAGUUCCAAAUCUGAAAGACAGAAUUCAUAGUUUAGAUAAAAUAAACAUUGAAGAAGUGACCAAAGUAAAACACAUUCUAGGCCCAAUUGUGAUGGAUAUUCUAACAGAAGAACUUACACAGCUGGAUCGCAGACAUGCCAAACCUGUUUUGGGAUAUAACAAUGAACAAGUCACGGAAGAUAAACACCCAGACAUUAUUGUAAAAAGAUUACUGUAUGUUAUAUCAACUGUUUUAGGGAAUCAGUACCCUCAUCUUUCUGAAAUGCAGAUAACAGAAAAUGUAGAAUUAGCAGCCCACUGGAAUAAGUAUGGAAUAAAGAGAAUCAAUCCACCCAAUGUCAUAAGGAGACGGCACCAUAUUCAUAACCAAUUUGAAAUGAAGACACUUCAUAGAAAGCGUACCCCAUUUGAACUUCAGUUGAAUUCAAGAGUGUAUGCUAAUGGAAGGGUUAGCUUCAUGGUCAGGAGUGAAAAUCCUCUUCCAGAAUUUGCAGAUGUUCAGGAAUCAGAGUUUGACGAGGAUAAACUGAAGGAGGACAGACUGAUUUAUCACGAGAACAAAAAAAUGGAGGAGGAACAGAAAGCGAAGACAUCCAGCACAGAUGUAAAGGGGGGCAACUCAGAGCCACCCAGCAGGCACCUGUAUCCCAAGUCUUACGGGGCUUCGUUUGGGGAUGAACUCAUCACUGUUAAUCCAGGAUUUAAUUUAGGAGAUCCUGCUCAGUUUGGUUACAUGUUUAUACAAAAUACAAACAAGAGGAAACUUCACAAGAUGGAAGAAGAUUAUGGGGAGAGAUACGCAGCAGAAGCCAGGAUAGGCUGGGGGAUGAGUACUGGGUUUGUCUGGAAUGUGGCCCAAGCACACUACCAAGGAUUCAACAGCUUCAUAGAUAUAACUUAUCCUUUUACGAAUUUCGGAAUUUUGACGGAUGGACGAAAGUUUCAGUUUUUUGCCAAUCAGCUUAACACCUUGCACCUUUGGAAAAACACAGAGGCAAACCCCAUCCAUAAUGUGUGUUGGUACACCCCAGAAAUGGCUUUAUACGAAACAUUUGAAGACAACAAAAUUCUGGGCUUUGAUCAAACAGUUUUAGAACAGUUAAUCAACUUCUUGUUAUGUCAACCACAAGAGAGAGAGUAUGACAUCAAACCCACACUUCCUGCAGAUUCUCCAGACAAAGUGAAAAUAGAGCAAUGGAUCAAUCUCAAAGUCAAAACUGAAAAAGAGGAGGAAGAGGUGGUGUAUGAUGAAUCACAACUACUGAUUCAUUGAAUAACUAAUGGAACAAUUAAUGAAAUAACUGACAUAUCCUAUCCUGGAUAGUUAUCUGAAUAUCAGAAGGACUAAUAUUUUACUCCUUUAUAACUAGCAUUAUAUAAAUUAUAUGGCAUGAAUUGCAAAGAUACAGAGGAAGGAGUGACAUCUUUGAUCUGUUGGAUUUCUGAUCGUUGAGACAUAGUAAAGAAUGUUUAGUAAUUAUGAAUGAGUGUGUAUAAAUUUCUCCAAGGUGAUGGAGAAAAAUAAAUCAUAGAUUUAAAUGUG